AUGGCACCUAUUCAGUCUCAUUAUGCUCAUUGCCCUGGAGAUUCCUUCAUCGACAAGCCCAAGCACUGGACUGACCGCCUCUCUGAUAAUCUGAAACAACGCUGGGGAGUACCCCCCAGACCUGAACCUCAACUCCAGCCUCAGACUCACCAGCUUCAAUUUCUUGUCCAAUACUCCGGCGCUGACCGCUUGGUUGACAACAUCCUUGAGUUCGCCAGUCGAAACAAGCUGUGCGUCAGCGUGGUGAGGGGUCCUCUCAGCUCUGAGGAAGGGACCUUGAGAACUAUCGACGGGCCAGUCAAGUCCGAUUCAUCUACUGAGCGCAACUCUCCUUUCUCUUCACCCUCCUUGAACACCCCCAAGCCCAAGAAGGGCAUCCGAAAACCCUUCCGCAAGACCAAGCGAGGACGGAAAAAACUCAAGCGCAUCAUGGCUCGGCGUACCCCCAAAGCCCCUAAGGUUGUCGAGAGCUACAACACCCUCAGCCGCAUCACGACCCCCUCACCCACUGUCGUUGACGGUGGUGAGGCUACGGAGGGUUCCUCCACCCCGAAGAAGGAGUAUGUCGGUCCGUGCAUUGUUGACACGGAGAAGUGGCGCCAGCGCGCGCUGGAUUGCCUAGCUACACAGGGGGCCGAGGCGAAGAAGCAGGCUGCGGAGAAGAAGGAGGCGGAUGAUGAGGCCAUUCAUCUUGCAGUGGCCGCUGAUGUCAACAACGUGUACCCUCACUACAUUCAACAGAGCGAGAGUAGUAACCUUCAGAUGACGAUGCGCAAUCUCUCUGUGCCGGCUCAGUAUUCGCACGACCAAAACUACCCGACAGGGUAUGAACAGCCCGCGUUUGGAGUCGAUCCGAAUACUAUCCAUUAUUCUUCCAUGCGCAAUGGUGGCAGUCCUCUUCGCAGCAGCAGGGCAGGCAAUGAUGGCCUGCAGAACCUCCUCACACGGUGGGAAGAGACCCAGUUUCUCCCGUAUCCAGACUCGCCUCAUUCCGAUAACGUCAACCCCGGGGUUAUCAUGCAGACCGUCGAAGGUGCAACUCCCUCCAUGUAUCAACUCGAGACCGCCAGCAACGAGGAGGCCGAUUUUUCUUUGCCUACCACUUACGCAACUCGUCACUCCCCUGCAUACGUGGCCAGUCUUGAGCGUGACAUGCACGGAAUCCACAAAGCCGAGUCUCCUGCCAACAGCCGAGAGCUUGCUCCCUCUGUUGCAUCACUACUCGAAGCAAGCCGCAAGUCUCAAAAGUCCACUCCUAAAUCCUCUCCCUCUUCCAUGGACCCGGCUGCAAAUGAAGCUCUCGCACAAUCUGUUGCUGCGCUGUUCGAACUGACUCGGCAGUCAUACCGAUCUUUCUCCGGGUCUACCGGGUCGUCAAGCGAGCUACUGAUCAACCCUGUUGCUUCCUCCUUGUUUGAGCGUGGUCUCUCCAAGCAGCCCUCAUCUAUUACCACAGACAACUUUUCGAACGAGGAUCCUGCCCUCCCAGCUCAGACCUCUCACCCUCAUAACGAUCCCACCAUGAGUACCUCUAACAACCCUCCGAACAUCUCAAAGAAGAUGAUGAUUCUGCCUUUUCGCAGAGUCCGCACCAGUGAGGAUCUUUCUCAGUUAGCCCAGGAUGCUCCCAGCUCUCCCAGCCUGUACUUCGAUGCGAAGUCGAAGAACUUGAGCUCCCCUGAUCCGACAUCGAAAGAUUCGAAAGAGGCCUCUCGUGAUACGAGCCGCAAGGCCUCAGCCUUCGACAGCCAUGACAACCAACAACCCAAGUCUCCUGCUUCGAAAGCUGACACCGGCCAGAUUCACGACCAGUUUAGCCAAACCGUGGAUACUGGUCCUCUGGCAUUCCAGACGAAGCAUAUCCAGGGACUCUUCGGCAACCCAGAAUUCUCGGAUAUCCAGAUCCUGCUGAGUCCUGACCUGACACUCCCUCCCAUCGUCUACUAUGUUCACAAGAACGUCAUCGCUGCCAGCCCAUUCUUGUACAAAGUUAUGGCAGCCAAGCGAAACCGAGACGGAGGCGUCGACCGCAUUCAUGCUCUGACUGGAGUAUCCUUUACCUGCUCACACGCCUUCUCGAUGGCCCUUCAAGUCUUGUAUGGAAUUCCACUCGUCACCCAAGAGUCUCUUCGGAAGACCACCAUGCAGGGACUGGGGCACCCAGACGACGACGACACCUCCACAUACUCGUUCUCCCUUGAGCGCGCCAUGGUAGACUUUGCCCUGUGCUACGCCGCAACUGGUGCUUUCCUGGAGCGCCGGGAGAUCACUGAGCGAGGAAUCGAGCUGGCCAUGGAUCUGCUGUCCUGGGAGACCGCCGAGUUCAUCCUCAACUUCGGCAUGACCGUUUCGGCAUACGCGGUGACUUGUCCGGACGUACCCUUUCCACCUAUGAGCUCCCACAGCUCUCGUUCAUCCUCUCUCUCUGCUGCGAAUGGCAUCCCGCUCGUCGAGCUCGAUUACUUCCACGACUUCCACUGCAUGUGGGCCGACACCGUUCUUACCGCGGCUGUGCGCUUUAUCACCAGCUCAAUCACGGUGGACUUCCAGCUCUACAACCGCGCCCAGGCACGUUUCACUCCAAACCGUAUCCCUCAAGCCCUCCACACCCUCCCAGGCUCUUGCCUGUCCAAUCCACGCUUGGAGGAGAUCAGAUUCGGCAGCUUCCCUUCCAUCGCCGACGAGCGACCCACCGACCCAAUGAUCCUCGUCCCCUCCGCCAUGCUGCUAACCCUCCCUUUCCGAGCCUUCGUGGACAUGCUCAACGCCGUGAAGAGCCGCGGUGCCCUGAGCUAUAAUCUGGUGAAGGAGAUUGUCUUGGAGCGCGAGGCCCGUCGCCUUAAUGCACUGCGCGUCUUCCUCCGCAUUGGACAUUGGUGCUUCACGGAGGUCCCCGGGGAAGCCCUGGAGGAGCUAUCAUACCGAGAGUUCGUCAAGAUAGAUCAGGUUGACCACGCGGAGGAUGAGUGCGCUGUCGUCCUCCGCGCAACUGUGGAGCGGGUCUGGGUUGGGAACGAGGUGCCCAACAGUGUGCCUGCGGCUGCGGCUGCAAACAAUUCCGCGUGA
This is a messenger RNA of Penicillium canariense, 3066 nucleotides long. RefSeq lists its product as uncharacterized. The record is from RefSeq and is a predicted model, not a curated record. The transcript has 2 exons. Bases 1 to 3066 code for a protein of 1021 amino acids. Lineage: Eukaryota; Fungi; Ascomycota; Eurotiomycetes; Eurotiales; Aspergillaceae.